AUGCCUGUGCGGCUACGACUAGCGAGGUUUGGGCGCAAGAACCUCCCCUUCUACAGGAUCUUUGCGGCUGACUCCAGAUCUCCUAGAGACGGCAGGCAUAUAGAGAUUCUUGGACACUUUGAUCCCAUACCAGGCAAGGACGGCAACAAGCACGUGGGCCUGAACAUCGAGAGGGUGCAGUACUGGCUUUCAGUGGGCGCCCAACCUACAAAGACAGUUGCGCGAAUACUGGGGCAGGCAGCCAUUAUCCCCAAGCCACCACCGCCUCAAUCAGAGCAGAAAGGGCCAAAGAAGGACUUGAAGCAGAAGAAGUGA
Messenger RNA from Coccomyxa subellipsoidea C-169, 315 nucleotides. RefSeq names its product putative mitochondrial ribosomal protein S16. NCBI's taxonomy places the organism in Eukaryota, Viridiplantae, Chlorophyta, Trebouxiophyceae, Coccomyxaceae. Bases 1 to 315 code for a protein of 104 amino acids. The record is from RefSeq and is a predicted model, not a curated record. Gene Ontology annotation, cellular component: ribosome; small ribosomal subunit. The transcript is spliced from 3 exons. Gene Ontology annotation, biological process: mitochondrial translation. Gene Ontology annotation, molecular function: structural constituent of ribosome.